AUGUCAGUCGGCCGGUCCGUCGUCGAUCCAUUGCGCCCUUUGGUUUCAGUCGCCCUAGGCCCUCUGUGGACAAUCGCCUAUGUGCAGCGGGUCCGUGAAUCUGCCUUAGGGCCCAGCGCUUCAAUAAUCUCUGAAAUCGCUCGCCGACCUCCCCAGACCAUUUACACGCCCCAGUUCCUCUCCAUCCUUCGUACCAUCGUUCUAGUUUUAGAAAUAGUCGAGUGGAACUCAGCUCGCCAAGGGGUGAAUCCUUUAACACAAGCUACAUAUGGGACUGGAGGCGAUUAG
This is a messenger RNA of Penicillium roqueforti, 288 nucleotides long. RefSeq lists its product as uncharacterized. The transcript is spliced from 3 exons. Lineage: Eukaryota; Fungi; Ascomycota; Eurotiomycetes; Eurotiales; Aspergillaceae. The record is from RefSeq and is a predicted model, not a curated record. The coding region runs from base 1 to 288 and encodes 95 amino acids.